GUCGACAUGACGAUCUCUGUCGCUGUGGUCGCCAUCUUGCUGGCGUCCGCUUUCUCCGGCGUACUGUGCCUUGGGUGUGUACCUGGAUCUAACGCAUGGAUAGACUGCAACUUCUGUAUCUGCACAGGCCAGGGCAAGUGGGGCUGCACUCUAAUGUCUUGCAGAGUGGGACCUUGUAAACCUGGGUCGGUGAUAAGGGAAGGGUGCCAGAUUUGCGUCUGCUCCGGAAGUGGUGAAUGGACGUGCUCGCUUCCCAAAUGCGGGGAUCCCGGCUGUGCAGGUGCGCUCGGUGAUCGUACCUCUCCAGUCAUACCAGAUACAGGGUGCACUGAUGCUGCAAUGAGAGAUCCCAUCAUGAAAUGUGAAUGUGUCAAGAGAGGAUUCGGCGGAAAAUUAGACAUUGAGGAGUGCCUCAGAAGAGGUUCCAUUAGCGAAGGGUCCAUCGAAAGACAUAACGCUGGUUGCAAACCUGGAUUCGUGACAAUGCAAGGAUCCAGCACCUGCAUCUGCGGCAAUGACGAAAAGUGGGCAUGCACUAACUUGUGUCAGCUCAAGCCAACAGGUAUUCGAUUGAAGCGAAGUCCCGAGAUUCCUCCGCGGCAACUCCACAAGAUGCGCUGCGUCGCUUCCGCACUGAAAGGAGGAGCUCGGCUUUUCGAGGAAAUAUUUUGUGUGCCAGGAACGACCUUCAUGAAGGACUGCAACAGAUGUUUCUGCAGGCAGUCCGGCACGAGUGCAUACUGCACCCUAAGUGACUGCUCCAGGGAACUACGUGCAAAUGUGGACUGCGAGGCAACUGCAACGCCAUUGAGCCAUCUGGAAACGGUGAAUGGGAAUUGUCCGCCAGGUACCACAUUUCGACGAAACUGUAAUCUGUGCUAUUGCUUGGAGGAUGGUACGUCAGCCGUAUGCGAGGGCCAAUCUUGUAAGGGCGUCAUAGGAAUGGAACUCCCGCUCAGUAAAGGUGGUGGAGGAGGUGGAGGUGGAAAUGGAGGAGGCGGUGGUGGAGGUGGAAAUGGAGGAGGCGGUGGUGGAGGUGGUGGUGGAGGUACUGGUGGAGGUGGAGGUGGAGGUGGAAAUGGAGGUGGCGGUGGUGGUGGAGGUUCUGGUGGAGGUGGAGGUGGAGGUGGAGUUGGAGGAGGAGGAGGAGGAGGAGGAGGUCUUGGCGGUGGUGGUGGUGGUGGUGGCAGCUGGGGUGGAGGUGGAGGUUGGGGCAACUGGACUGGUUGGAUUGGCUGGAGUGGUUGGAAUUGGGCUAGAUGUCAAGCUCGAAGCCUAUGUCUUUCUAAAAAUUAUGCAGUUCUGUUGAUGCAUAACUCCACUUGCUUACCAGGACAGGCUAUCUGCAGAGGCUCCAUUAUCUGCUAUUGCUUAGGAGAAGAUAGACUUGCCUUGUGCCUUGAACUGCUGUGUGGAUGUACAGUCACAGUGUCAGACGAGAAGCCAGAUUACGGCCCGCUAUUCCCUAAUAAGAUGAUGAGCAUUCACUUAACUCGUAAGGAAGUGGACUGCAACAAAUCACCCACAGUGUUUAAGAACGACUGCAACUACUGCGUUUGCGGGGAGACUAAGAAUUCAGCCCUGUGUACGGCCUGGAAUUGCCAAGCCGCCGAAACAGCUGUCGAACCUGCACAACGAGUGAAACGUACAGCACAGUUGGCAGGGCUGUGUCGACCAAAUUCGACGUUCAAGAGGGGCUGCAACAUAUGUCUCUGCAAUGCUUCUGGCAGUGCUGCCACCUGCACACGCAAAAACUGCCAAGGUGUCGGGAAAACAGCUGGAGAGCCGACAUCAGUCAACUGCACGCCGAAUUCAACGUUCAUGUACGGAUGCAACAUAUGUUAUUGCGGUGGAAAUGGAAAUGUGGUUGCCUGCACCCGCUCAGACUGCUCCAGACGCGGCUCUCGCGCUGGCGAAACUGGACAACGCGUGAAACGUGCAAUACAGUUGGCAGGGCUGUGUCGACCGAAUUCGACGUUCAGGAGGGGCUGCAACACAUGUCUCUGCAAUGCGGAAGGCAGUGCUUCCACCUGCACACCUAAAGACUGCGAAGCUAUCAGGACAACAACUGGCGAAACUGCACAACGAGUGAAACGUACAGCAGAGUUGGCAGGGCUGUGUCGACCGAAUUCGACGUUCAAGAGGGACUGCAACGCAUGUCUCUGCAAUGCUUUUGGCAGUGCUGCCACCUGCACACGCAAAAACUGCGAAGCUGUCGGGAAAACAGCUGGAGACUCGACAUCAAUUCGCUGUGCGCCGAAUUCAACGUUCAUGUACGGAUGCAACAUAUGUUAUUGCGGUGAAAAUGGAACUGUGGUUGCCUGCACCCGCUCAGACUGCUCCAGACGUGGCCCUCCCAUGUAAGACCUGUUGGAUGCCCAGAGUUGUCUGCUCAACAUACCGGCAAUGUCUAAGAGAGCUAUGGCGACUGGAACAUGGAAGACGGAGAUUAGUACGUGAUUUUUAUCUUUUCAGCAAUAUACGCUGUAUACUUCUGUAACAAAAAUAAAAAUAAAUUACUACUGACACAAAA
Messenger RNA from Schistocerca gregaria, 2533 nucleotides. RefSeq lists its product as uncharacterized. Gene Ontology annotation, molecular function: peptidase inhibitor activity. The record is from RefSeq and is a predicted model, not a curated record. The transcript has 17 exons. The coding region runs from base 7 to 2364 and encodes 785 amino acids. NCBI's taxonomy places the organism in Eukaryota, Metazoa, Arthropoda, Insecta, Orthoptera, Acrididae.